AGUUACUAAAAGUAGUGAGGAAGACGUUACGUAAGCAUUGUAAACAGGAAGUAUUUUUGGAUAGUGGUGUCUGGAAUUUACGGGAGCGCUGUAUUUACAUUUUAAAGAGUUGCCAAGAGACUGAUCAUCAUCAUGGGCAAGAGUUGUAAAGUGGUGGUGUGUGGUCUGGCUGCCGUUGGCAAGACUGCUGUCCUGGAGCAACUGCUGUAUGCCAAUCAUAUUGCGGGCUCAGAGCCCAUGGAGACCCUGGAGGAUAUCUAUAUUGGCUCCAUAGAAACGGACCGUGGCACUCGAGAGCAAGUGCGCUUCUACGACACCCGGGGUCUUCGUGAUGGUCUGGAGUUCCCUCGCCACUACUUCUCCUUUGCAGACGGUUUUGUCCUGGUCUACAGCAUCGACAGUAAGGAGUCCUUCAAACGCAUGGAGGCCCUCAAGAAAGACAUUGACCGCUACCGUGAUAAGAAAGAAGUGAACAUAGUGGUGCUGGGCAACAAGCUAGACAUGCAGGAGCAGAGGAGAGUGGACUCUGAAGUGGCCCAGUACUGGGCCAAGACAGAAAAGGUGCGUCUGUGGGAGGUGUCUGUGGCAGACCGGAGGACCCUCAUCGAGCCUUUUGUCCACCUGGCCAGCAAGAUGACCCAGCCCCAGAGCAAAUCAUCCUUCCCCCUCAGCCGCAAUAAGAACAAGGGGAGUGGCUCUGUCGAUAGCUGAGGGAUUAGGGGGGAUGGAAGAGGGGAGGGAGUGAGGAUUGAUGAAGAAUGGGAAAGAGUAGUAGGGGAAACACAAUAGACUGAUUGUUAGCCUAUCACAAAUACAGACAAUUUUAUGUCUGCACAAAUGUACACUGACUGAAACAAAUGGUUUCAUGGAGAUUUUGACUGAUAUUUAGACUCAUAUUUCACCAUUUAGACUGAUCUUUGACAACAAGGAAAUGUUGACAUCAAAAGUAACACAUGGAUAAUCAAGAGGGUUGUUUGUAUCAUGGAGGAUACAUAAGGGAUUAUAUUACUGUUAGUUAAUCAGGAGAUUUGUUACACUACUGGCAUGCCAUAUACUCAGAUGAAAUAUGGCAACUAUUUUAGCAUGGAUGAUCUGAAUUUUAUUUUAAGAUAGAGUACAUGAAACAAAUCCAUAUUUAUUUAUUUUUGAAUCCCUCCCCCUUUUCCCCCCAAUUUCGUAGUAUCCAAUUAUUAUUAGUUACUAUCUUGUCUCAUCGCUACAACUCCCGUACGGGCUCGGGAGAGACGAAGGUCGAAAGUCAUGUGUCCCCCGAAACCCAACCAAGCCGCACUGCUUCUUAACACAGCGCGCAUCCAACCCGGAAGCCAGCCGCACCAAUGUGUCAGAGGAAACACCGUGCUCCUGGCGACCUUGGUUAGCGCGCACUGCACCCGGCCCGCCACAGGAGUCGCUGGUGCGCGAUGAGACAAGGAUAUCCCUACCGGCCAAACCCUCCCUAACCCGGACGACGCGAGGCCAAUUGUGCGUCGCCCCACGGACCUCCCAGUCGCGGCCGGCUGCGACAGAGCCUGGGCGCGAACCCAGAGUCUCUGGUGGCACAGCUAGCUCUGCGAUGCAGUGCCCUAAAUCCAUAUUUUGAAGAAUUAAAAAAACAUUUCUCUAUUCUUUUAGCGAUGUCAGAAAUGUUACUGCCUUUUGAGAUUGCUUUGAGUUUUAUUGUCUAAAGCUUUGAAUUGUGGCUGACAGACUAGUCUCUUGGUGAACAGGCUGUUUGAAGAGCUUCCUGCCUGCUGGACAGGCCCUGAAGAGCUCUUGACCACAGCCUAAGCUCGCUGAAUCUUCUGUACCUUAUCAGAAACUCCUUACUGUCCUUGCAAACCAUGGGGUAUUCUUGAUCUUUGCUACUGAGCUAUGUUGGUCAGACGAAAUGCAAAUGUAUUUCAUUUUCAAAUUAUUUAACUGACUGAAGCUAUUUAAUGCCAUGUCAGGGUCCAUAGUUAUUGUGCAACAUUUCAUGUGUGUGUCACUGAACAAGAAAGAUGCCUUGGCCUAGUUUGGAGUAGUUUUUUUGCUUUGUGACUAUUCACAGAUCUUUAUAUUUGUGUUAUGUUUUGACAUUGUUCAUCUCUGUCUUUAUGUCUGUAUUAUUGAUGUGCAUAUUAUUUUCAUGACACAUAUUGGGGCAUUUAUACCCUGAUGCAAUAUACAGCACAGUAUUUAUCUUUUAAAAUGUUCUGGAGACUGGAUAAUUGUUUGCAUGUCGUGUAAACAAAUAAAAUGAUUCGCUCGGCAUCUAA
This is a messenger RNA of Oncorhynchus masou masou (cherry salmon), 2258 nucleotides long. RefSeq names its product NFKB inhibitor interacting Ras-like 2 (gene nkiras2). The transcript is spliced from 4 exons. NCBI's taxonomy places the organism in Eukaryota, Metazoa, Chordata, Actinopteri, Salmoniformes, Salmonidae. Bases 133 to 711 code for a protein of 192 amino acids. The record is from RefSeq and is a predicted model, not a curated record. Gene Ontology annotation, biological process: Ral protein signal transduction; canonical NF-kappaB signal transduction. Gene Ontology annotation, molecular function: GTPase activity; GTPase activating protein binding; GTP binding.